AUGGCUUCCAACCAAUCUCAAAACCCUUACUCCAAACUCUCUCUCUCAAUCGAGGCUCCACCGCUACCACCAGCCGCCGCCGCCGACCAUCUUGACUACUCAAAACGAGCCCAGUGGCUCCGUGCCGCCGUUCUCGGCGCCACUGACGGCGUCGUCUCGACCGCUUCCCUCAUGUUAGGCAUCGGCGGCACCGCCGCCGCCACACGGGCGAUGGUCCUUACUGGCUUCGCCGGCCUUGUCGCCGGAGCCUGCUCCAUGGCCAUCGGCGAGUUCGUCUCGGUCUACUCGCAGCUCGACAUCGAACGGGCCCACACCAGAGGAGACGGGCUGCAGGGGAUCCCGCCGCCAAACCCGAUGCAGGCGGCAGCGGCUUCAGCACUGGCGUUUGCGGCUGGGGCGGCGGUGCCGCUAGCGGCAGCGGUGGUCGCCGGAGGGUACGGUGUUAGGGUUGGGGCGGUGGUGGCGUCGGCCACCGUGGCGCUGGCGGCGUUUGGGUGGAUCGGGGCGGUUUUGGGUGGUUCGCCGGAGGGGAGGUCGGCAACGAGGGUGCUGGCUGGAGGGUGGCUGGCCAUGGCCGUCACGUUUGGGCUCACGAAGCUGGUUGGGUCCAAGGGCCUUUAA
Striga hermonthica is the source of this 621-nucleotide messenger RNA. The record is from the annotation of a GenBank genome assembly. Lineage: Eukaryota; Viridiplantae; Streptophyta; Magnoliopsida; Lamiales; Orobanchaceae.